Molecule: messenger RNA, 1539 nt
Organism: Eremothecium sinecaudum
Lineage: Eukaryota; Fungi; Ascomycota; Saccharomycetes; Saccharomycetales; Saccharomycetaceae
Gene: ERT1
Product: Ert1p
Exons: 1
Coding region: 1-1539 (512 amino acids)
Biological process (GO): cellular response to starvation; regulation of DNA-templated transcription
Cellular component (GO): nucleus
Molecular function (GO): DNA-binding transcription factor activity, RNA polymerase II-specific; zinc ion binding; RNA polymerase II transcription regulatory region sequence-specific DNA binding
Source: RefSeq, a predicted model, not a curated record
AUGGCCGUUGAUACGAUUAAAAGGCGAAAGAAAACCAACAUAGCUUGCAUAAACUGCUCAAGGUCACAUGUGACCUGCGAGCGUACUAGGCCAUGUUCAAGAUGUAUUAAAAAAGGUUUGGUAAUGAGUUGCGUGGAUGCUCCUCGGAAGCGACGUAAAUAUCUAGCCGACGUUCCAGAAGACCAGCUGCCGGCAUCGCUGAAAGUGUAUGAGAAUGAAGGAGAUGUAGAAGAUUCUAUAGAUCUGGAGAAAUCGGCAUCUACUGGGACUUCGGUAUCACCUGUGGUGCUGCCAGAGGGAAUACAGUCACGGCAUCACGAACACCAGUUUCAAGACCAGGGAAGAAUAGUGCACAAGACAAAGUUUUUGUCUAAUGCAGCAGAUUUAGAGUAUUCAACAUUGUCAGACAUUAUUAACCAGGAUACACUAUUGGGAAAGGUCCCGGUAAGUGUGUUGUAUAAUGGAACAGAUUCCCCUACUCCAUCAUCUGACACCGUGUCCAGUACCCAAGGCGCAUGUCUUAACCAGCAACAGUCCCAGCAACAGGUCAGGUCUGCUUUAAGUGGUCCGCAGGGUUUCAGGAGUCCGUUUCAUAAUUUACUUGGACCCCACACCGAGGAGAUUCUGAAUUCUAAUGUUGAUUUGUAUACGGUGCACUACCCCCUUGUACCUGAGGAGCUAACAGACUGUUCUCGACAUUUCAGGCGCCGUCAAGCAUGUGCAGGUAUACAGCGGAAGAACAAGUGUGACAAGACUGUGAAUCAGCAUUUUCUUUCUACUGAAUAUACGCUACCUGAAAUAAAGGCAUCGCCAUAUUCACCAACAGGCAACGGUUACCUUAGUUUUUCACUUGAAAGCAGAAGCCCUGACGAGCAUCAGACACAUGCUCAUUCAGAAUGGCCGCAUUCUCUUAGGUACAGUACUCCGAUGGAAAUUUACACCCUAAUCACAGAACCAUUUUCAUAUACCUCAGGGUUCCAUUCGCUUCUGAAAUACCUACAUAGUCGGUUCAAGCGCCGGGAUCUUCUAGAUAUGUGCAGAUCGAUUGCAGAAUUCAGACCUAUUUUCAUCGCAUCCGCCAUUGAUUUGACAGAAGAGGACAUGAUUUUCAUGGAGCAGAGCUACCAGCGCACACUACUGGAGUAUGAUCGAUUUAUAUCACAAAUCGGCACGCCGACAUGCGUGUGGAGACGUAAUGGACAGAUAUCGUACCUUAAUGACGAGUUUACCCUUUUAACUGGAUGGACUCGUGAGGAGCUACUGAGCAAGAUGACGUUUGUCGUCGAACUCAUGGACGAUGAAAGCGUGCGCGAAUACUUCAAAACAUUCAGCGAAGUGGCAUACAAGGAAUUCAAGGGUUCCGAGAAGACAAUAUCAUGCAGGUUACUAUCUCCUAUCAAAAAUAAAACGACUGACUGCUGUUGUAUGUGGACAUGGAAAAGGGAUGUUUUCGGCAUGCCAAUGAUGAUCGUUGGACAUUUCCUUCCAAUUCUACCCCUUCCCGAUGACACCCAACGUAGUUCUACAUUCGAUGAAUAA